UGCCCGCUGCCAGCCCGAGACCCAGGGCCGAGAGAAAGCGCUAGAGCCCGGAGUUCCCACCGACCUGCCGGGAGGACGCACCUGCCCGGCGCGGCGAGAGCCGCUCCCGCCCACCGCCCUGGAGCUGCUAAAGGACGUCCACCUGGGCCUAGCCCCGCCCGGCCGCGGCCCCGCUCGCGUGGCCGUUCUCUCAGGCCACUACCUCUACUAUCACUACGGCUGCGACGGCCUGGACGACCGGGGCUGGGGCUGCGGCUACCGCACUCUACAGACGCUGUGCUCGUGGCCAGAGGGCCGGGCCGCGGGCGUGCCCGAGCUGGGUGCCGUGCAGGCGGCCCUGGAGGACAUGGGCGACAAGCCCCAUGGGUUCCGGGGCUCCCGGAGCUGGAUCGGCUGUGUAGAGGCCAGCCUCUGCCUGGACUACUUCGGAGGGCCCCAGGGGCGCCUAUGCCACGUGCCCCGUGGAGCAGGGCUUCAGGGGGAACUGGAGAGGCUUUACUCCCACUUCGGAGGGGGCGGGGGGCCUGUAAUGGUUGGGGGGGAUGCGGAUGCCCGUUCCAAGGCCUUGCUAGGAGUCUGUCUGGGGCCAGGCCCUGAAGCCUAUGUCCUGGUGUUGGACCCUCACUGCUGGGGUGCUCCAAAAAACUCCAGUGAAAUACAGGCUGCUGGGUGGGUGGGCUGGCAAGAGAUAAGCACAGUCUUUGACCCCAACUCCUUCUACAACCUGUGUUUGACCAGCCCUAACUCCAAAAUGCAGCAGCAUGCCCUGGACUGAGGCUAAGGUCCCAGAACUGUCUCUGGCCCCAUACACACUCACCUAGCCGCCUUUCAAAGGCAGAAGCUGCAUGAUGUCAGGCCCCCAGGAAGUCGCAGCAGAGACUGGGGCCUUUGGGGUCAAUAAAGUGGUAAAGAGUCAGCUAA
Messenger RNA from Ceratotherium simum simum (southern white rhinoceros), 921 nucleotides. RefSeq names its product UFM1 specific peptidase 1 (gene UFSP1). The record is from RefSeq and is a predicted model, not a curated record. NCBI's taxonomy places the organism in Eukaryota, Metazoa, Chordata, Mammalia, Perissodactyla, Rhinocerotidae. Gene Ontology annotation, molecular function: deUFMylase activity.